Erpetoichthys calabaricus (reedfish) is the source of this 1285-nucleotide messenger RNA. RefSeq lists its product as uncharacterized. The record is from RefSeq and is a predicted model, not a curated record. The transcript has 2 exons. Lineage: Eukaryota; Metazoa; Chordata; Cladistia; Polypteriformes; Polypteridae. Gene Ontology annotation, cellular component: cytoplasm. Bases 65 to 1258 code for a protein of 397 amino acids.
AAAAUCAAUUUCUGAAUAUUUCAAGAUUACGCUUAAAGGCCAAUGCAUAUGUGAGGAAGAUGUGAUGUUGUAUGAGAAGAACAUCAACGUCUUCAGUCUCUGUCAUGUCCCGCAGUACGCAUUCAUAGUCGUGUGCUACAUGUUGAGUGAAGGCCACAUGAAGUUACAACAGAAAAUCUCCUCUGUGAGCACUCCAAGUACGGUGACCGAGCUCUAUGUGCACAUAUUCCGCCAUUGUGUUGGUCAGCACAUGUUGAAGGAGGCAGAUUCUGAGACAGGAGAUGUUGAUGAGUAUAUUGAACAAAAUAAAGAGGAGAUAAUGAUAUUAGCCAAAAAAGCGUUUGAUGCCAUUUUUAGUAAAAGUGUAAACCUUAUUGAUCGUCAACUGAAAAGAAUGCCAUGUCAAUCCGUCAAUCGUUGUUUCUUAGGCUCCACCAGCAUUGAUGAGACGCUUACCUCCAAAGAAACCUACUUUGCCUUUCUCCAUAACACAAUGCAGGAGUUUUUUGCUGCUGUUUGGAUUUUAGAAAAUAAAAACAACAUCAGCGACAUAUUUCAGCUCAGCCUGACCGCAAGUGAAAGUCACCUGAAGUAUGUGAUUUAUUUCCUGUGUGGACUUCUUACCAUUAAAAAUUCCAAAUUAAUGUCAAGUUUAUUUCAGGAAAAUCCCCCAGACGUCCUCUCAGAGCCUUUAUUCAAUAAUAUAUUUGAUCUCAGUCAAUCAGCUGAAGAAGGCAUUGGAGAAGAAGAACGGAUUUUGUUUGCUUGCCAGUGUUUAUAUGAGGCCCAGUCACCUAAGGCGUGUGCUCAGGUUUUGGAGGCCAUCAAGUUUGAGUUCUGUCUGGAGGACGAGCACAUUGACCCGUACCAGAGCCGUGCAGUGACCUACGUAGUGAAUGAAGCAAUCAAGGAGACGUAUUCAGAUUUGGAAAUGCAGGACCUCCGACUCUUCAUCCUUGGCUACAAACUGCUGCUGGAGUGUACAGAAAGUUACAGAGCAUGGGGGGAGAAGAAAUCUAACUGCUGUCAAUGUGUACUGGAAAGUGAAGAUCAAAAAAACUUUUUGGAGAUGAUGGAAUUUGAGGUUUACGUGUCCUUACACUGGUAUAGCGAGACACUGAGGACACUGGGACGCUUGAUCAAACAGUCAGUAGAGAAGGUUGAUGUCAUAUUGGAUUCAGUAUUCAGUCGUGACUCGCAUGAAAGUUUCAUGUGUUUUGUUUCAGAAUGCCUGAAGAAGACGGCUUCUGUACGGUGAGUGACGUGAAGUAUUUUUGUGUUAUUC